This is a messenger RNA of Pipistrellus kuhlii (Kuhl's pipistrelle), 994 nucleotides long. RefSeq names its product C-X-C motif chemokine ligand 17 (gene CXCL17). Gene Ontology annotation, biological process: positive regulation of monocyte chemotaxis; negative regulation of inflammatory response; positive regulation of vascular endothelial growth factor production. The transcript has 4 exons. Lineage: Eukaryota; Metazoa; Chordata; Mammalia; Chiroptera; Vespertilionidae. The record is from RefSeq and is a predicted model, not a curated record. Bases 232 to 588 code for a protein of 118 amino acids.
UGGCCAAUUUUACCUCCCAGAUUCCCGUAAAGCACAUGAUCCAACCUGUUACCUAACAAAGCUAGCGUCACUUACCUGUUCUCACCCUCAAAUGGGAACACUGGCCUAGGAUUAAAGCACAAACUGACAAGCCAAAUACAGUGGCCUGAGUCGUCGCAAGAAGUCCAGAGCCUCUAUCUGGGAACCUUCCACACCUUCUUCAAGCAACUUACAGCAGCACCAACAGUCACAAUGAAAGUUCUCAUCUCUUUUCUCCUGUUGCUGGCAUUAAUGCUGAUGUCCAUGGUCUCUAGCAACCCAAAUCCAGGGGUCGCCAGAGGACAAAGGGACAAACGCCAGGCUUCUGGGAGGUGGCUCCAGGAAGGUGGCCAAGAAUGUGAGUGCAAAGAUUGGUUCCUGAGAGCUCCUAAAAGAAAACUCAUGGCAGUGCCCAGGCUUCCAAAGAAGCAGUGUCCCUGUGAUCAUUUGAAGGGCAAUGUGAAAAAAAACAAUCGCCAAAGGCACCACAGGAAGCCAAACAAGCACUACAGAGCCUGCCAGCAAUUUAUCAAACGCUGUCAGCUAGCAAGCUUAACUCUGCCUCUAUAGGAGCUCUGAGAGCCCUCUCUCCCAAUGAAACAUUCUUAGUCAAAAGAGAAUGCUCUUCUCCCACCUCAAUUCCCUCUCAUUGUCCCCACUCCCUAAAUCAUUCCAGGGUUCUCAAAAAGCAUUUUUCCCAAGAUUAUUUUGAUUAUUGCUCCCUCUAGUGCUUUCUCUUGUGUUUUCCUGUACCCUCUCAUAAUUCAGGCUUCAUUUAAACUUAAUUACCUGAAAGAAAUCAGAAAACCCUGACUCCCUAGCUGGUUCCAUCUGACCUUAAAUACAACCAGGAAAAUAGCAAACAGAAGCCAAGAAAUAUUUUUUUAUGUUUAGAGCCCAGCAGAUGUGGCUCAAUGGUUGAGGGUCAACCUAUGUAUGAACCAGGAGGUCAUGGUUUGAUCUGGGUCAAGGCACA